Molecule: messenger RNA, 922 nt
Organism: Hippoglossus stenolepis (Pacific halibut)
Lineage: Eukaryota; Metazoa; Chordata; Actinopteri; Pleuronectiformes; Pleuronectidae
Gene: mrpl32
Product: mitochondrial ribosomal protein L32
Exons: 3
Coding region: 94-615 (173 amino acids)
Biological process (GO): translation
Cellular component (GO): mitochondrial large ribosomal subunit
Molecular function (GO): structural constituent of ribosome
Source: RefSeq, a predicted model, not a curated record
UAGCGUGUUGUCGCCGCGUAGUGACGUCAUCCGACUGAGUGACCGAGAGCUGUCUGACAUGUUGAAAGAAGAAACGUGCUGGCAGAUUUAAAGAUGAAUUUAGCGGCUUUAGUGAACAGCCUCAGAUGCUCUUUGCUGCGCAUCGAGUGCAGACUCCUGCAGGCGGCGGGAUUAGACCCUCAUCUGGCUCCGGCUCUGGCAGUCAGUGGUCCCAGCUUCCUGCCUCAGCUCCAGCCUCAGGAGGAGCAGGAGCAGCCCUCUGCUCUGCAGGACAGCAUCAUGUGGAUGGCAGUGCCCAAGAAGAGACGAACCAUAGAGGUCAACCGCACCAGGAGGAGAGCUGACAGCAAACUCCUGAAAGUUAAGACCAACAUCGAGCCGUGCUCAGAGUGUGGCCACUUGAAGCAGAAACACAUCCUGUGCGGCGUCUGUUACGCCAAGGUGUGCAAGGAGACCGGUCGGAUUCGUCAACAGAUCCAAGCAAUGGAAGGAGGCCCGCUGAGGGCGCCGACAAUGGAGUCGGUGGUGCUGUAUGAGGGCGAGACACCAAGCCAGCAGGACAAAGACAAGAGGAUAGUGGAGAGGGCCAGGAAGAGGCCGGCCUGGUUCAGCUAAUGUCUUUUUUGAUACAGUGAAUGGCACAUUUUGUCCUGGCUGUUAUUCAGUAAAUGAAUAACUAAUAUAAUUCAUUAGAGGAGAUACAGUUUUACUUCAAUCUGUGACAAUGCUUCAUCAUUAAUGUGUUGGUGGAAAAAAAAUCUAAGAUUUGAGGUUCAUACGACUACAGUUUUGGAGAUUGUGCUGCAGGACAUCAUUGUUCCUUUUGUGUUAUUGUUUGAAUUGUUUGUCAGACUUGACGCCAGUCUGAGAGAAAUUUACUGUAUAUUUGAAUGUGUGAUAAUAAAGCCAUUGUUUGACUAAA